AUGAGUAUGACAGGUUCGCUGGAGGAGGCGGGUGGGAGGGGGAAGGGGCGGAGUGGGAGGCCCAGGGGGGGUGAGGAGGGGGAAACACGAGGGGAGGGAGAAGGGGGGGGAAGGGGGAAAGGGAAGCAACUAUCAGUACUGGUGGAAAAGGUGGGGGGUGGGGGAUUGGAGGAAGGAGGGGAGGAGGGGAGAGGAGCAGAUGGAAAGGCUUACCCAGUUCUGGAUUUUCACCACACGAUUGGUGAAACUUCUGUCCUGCGUGGCUCUAACGGAAGUGACUCUAAUGGGAGUGACUUUAGCAGCAGCGACACUGUGGGUGAAGCGGUGGUGGUGAGAAGAACGAGGGGCAGAAGAAAGUCUGCUAAGCUGACCGAAAAGAAAGAGGAUGUGGAGAAGGGGGGUGAGAGAUUUGUGGUGGAAGUAAGCGAGGAGGGGCGAGGAGCAGACGGCAGGGUGGGAACAGAAUCUCUAGAUUCUGUCCUCCACUCCAUUGGUUAUGAAGCCAUCCGGGGUGACUCUACUGAGAAUGACUCUACCAAGAGUGACUCUAACGGAAGUGAAGCUGUGGGUGACGUGGUGGUGGUGAGAAGAACGAGGGGCAGAAGAAAGUCUGUUGCUGGGCUGACCCAGAAGAAAGAGGAUGUGGAGGGGGAGGAGGGGGGAGACGCGAAGGGGAAGACUUUUGAGACGUCUCAAAAGUCUGAGCUGGCCCAGAGGAUAGAGGAUGUGGAGGGGGAGGAGGGGGGAGACAGGAAGGGGAAGAAGAAGGGGAUGGGGAGGCGGAAAGCCAAGGAUGCGAGUGUGAAUGACACGGAGGAGAAGGGGAAUUUCAGGGCAGACGAUGACAUGCGGAUGGGAGUGAGAUCUGAAAAUGCAGCUGCUAUAUGUGCUGACGUGGGGGACCCUGUGUGUGGCGAUGUGGCGAUCAACCCCCCAGAGGAUGGGGAUGGCAACUCGUUGUUGAAAUACCUUCAAAACCUUGCUCUAGAAGCGAUGGGCAGCAGCGACACAGAGGGCGAGAAAGGGUUGCACGUACCGGCACCGACCGCACUGGACCCCAUGGAAUCGCGCAAGAGAGCGUGGCACGCUGAUAUAACCCAGAGGCACCCGCAGGGGGCAGUCAUUUUGGGCGUGGACCCAGACGUGCUGGGGAGCAACCCAGAUGUACCGGCACCAACCGCACUGGACCCCAUGGAAUCGCGCAAGAGAGCGUGGCAUGCUGAUAUAACCCAGAGGCACCCGCAGGGGGCAGUUAUUUUGGGCGUGGACCCAGACGUGCUGGGGGCCUUGGCUGUGCUUUUUGUUAAGCCCCGGCGAAAACAAGAGGCGGAAAGUUGUGCUGUAAGUGUUGUCAACACCGGGAGUGGACGUGAGGAGGAGCAAGGGGAUGGUGCUGAGAAGGCGCUGCGUGUGCAGUCUUGUUCUGAGGCAAUUUUUGAGGCGCCUCAGAAGGCGCUGCGUGUGCAGUCUUGUUCUGAGGCGGCUCAACAUGCAGCAACGAGUGAAUGGGAGGAGAGGCUUACUGUUGCUGCUGCUGAAGCUUCGUUUCGCCUCCCUUCUCACCCUCUUACCCUCUUCUCCUUCCCUUCCUUACCCCCUGCUCUUCUCCUCCCCGCUCCUCCCCCUUCCUGCUCUUCUGCUGACCCCUUCUCCCCCCAUCUUCUCCUCCCCUUCUCGGCCUCCCUCCCUCUCUCCACUCCCAUCACCGCGUCAGUUCGCCUUGCCUAUGUGGAGCAGGCUAGGCCGUUCCCCUCUGAUGGCAAACUGGGUUGGUAUGGCUGUGGCUUUGGCUUCGGGGUGUGGAUGGGCGUGUUGGCAGCAAGUGGGUUUGAUGUCACUGCAGUGACGUCUGUGCGCUGGAAGGCUGCCAUUCGCUCGCAAGCACAGCUCGCUUUCACCUCCAAGGAGGACAGCAGGCAGUUGGCCCUCUCGCUCUUCCGCUCCCUGGCAGCACAGCUGAAGCGGAAAAAGGACCACGGCCGAGCCGAGGCGCUUCUGAUUGCCACAUACGGCACUAACCUUUGGCCUCCCUCGGGUGAAAAGGCGAAGAAGACAAGGAGUAGAGCCAAGGCAGCGACUGGGGAGGCUGUGAGAACUGAUGAGGGCAUGGAAGAUGGAAGCAGCAGAAUGGAAGCAAAAGAGGACUUGGUGCCAAUUACCAUGCCUUCACUGGUGAAAUGA
Molecule: messenger RNA, 2181 nt
Organism: Closterium sp. Naga37s-1
Lineage: Eukaryota; Viridiplantae; Streptophyta; Zygnematophyceae; Desmidiales; Closteriaceae
Source: the annotation of a GenBank genome assembly